GCAAAUAGCCAUUCUAAAAGAAAUUGUUGAAGUGUUGUGAAAAUCCACUGAAAAUCAAUUUAGAAUUAAAGUUGGCAGCCCACUGAAAUAAUUGAGACUUGAACUUGGCAGGUGGCCCACUCUAUCCGCUGCACUUUGCUGCACCUUUUUUUUUAAAAAUUGAAAUCCUUGGCUUGCGUCCUGCGGUGAUGAACAAUCGCAGGUGGACAGAUAAGCGGAAAACAAGCUGGACCAGCGACUGGCAGGCGGGAGACCGACGGACCGACGGGAAUUUGGGAGACCGACGGGAAUUCGGACGGUUCAAUUGGAUUCCCGAUCAGGACGACGAACAGGAACAGUACCCGCAAUUGGAUUUCCCAAUUUUGGACGGCCUUUGGACGGAUGAAUUGAGCGGCGAUCCAAACAAACUGUAAUUCCAGAAACUGACAGGACGGACGGUUGAAUCAGCAUAGGGCUCCGAUACCAUGUUGAAUUUUGGAAUUGAAAUUGUUGCUUUAUUCAUUGAUGCAAAGACAUAUAUAAAUACACACGGGAGAUAGAAACGAGGAG
Cuscuta campestris is the source of this 549-nucleotide messenger RNA. The record is from the annotation of a GenBank genome assembly. Lineage: Eukaryota; Viridiplantae; Streptophyta; Magnoliopsida; Solanales; Convolvulaceae.